This is a messenger RNA of Suillus bovinus, 513 nucleotides long. RefSeq names its product AP complex, mu/sigma subunit. Lineage: Eukaryota; Fungi; Basidiomycota; Agaricomycetes; Boletales; Suillaceae. The transcript has 7 exons. Gene Ontology annotation, biological process: protein transport; vesicle-mediated transport. Gene Ontology annotation, cellular component: intracellular membrane-bounded organelle; AP-1 adaptor complex. The record is from RefSeq and is a predicted model, not a curated record. Bases 1 to 513 code for a protein of 170 amino acids. Gene Ontology annotation, molecular function: clathrin-cargo adaptor activity.
AUGAUCAACUACAUUCUGCUAGUAUCACGACAAGGCUCAUAUUCAGGCAAAGUGCGCCUUGCGAAAUGGUUCUCUACCAUGCCGCCCAAGACAAAAGCCAAGAUCGUAAAGGACGUGACUCAGCUCGUCCUGGCUCGGCGCACGCGGAUGUGUAAUUUCCUGGAGUACAAAGGCGAGUUGCUCUCUGCAGUAUACACCAAGGUCGUAUACCGCCGAUAUGCAUCGUUGUUCUUCGUUUGUGGGAUUGCCUCAGGGGAUAACGAACUCAUCACGCUUGAGAUUAUUCACCGUUAUGUCGAGGUUUUGGACCGUUAUUUUGGAAAUGUAUGCGAACUGGACCUCAUCUUCAAUUUCCAGAAAGCGUAUGCGAUCCUGGAUGAGCUUAUAAUCGCAGGAGAGAUGCAGGAAUCCUCCAAGAAGUCAGUACUGCGUGUGGUCACACAGUCAGAUAGCGUCGAAGAGCAAGAGUCCUCCGAAGACAUUAUAGGUCGUUUGGGAGCUGCACGCGGUUAG